AUGAUCCUUCCACCGCGCCCCUUUGCCGACGAGCUGGUCCGCUGGUACCGCCGUCGCAUUCACUCGGUUUUCCCCUUCCUUCACUGGCCCUCGUUCGAAAGCAAAUACCGCUCCUUGUGGGAACAGAAAGCCCCGCCGGUCGAUCGACAGCAAGCCUUCGAAGACCUGUUGUUUCUCGCAUCCCUCAACAUGAUUCUAGCCCAGGCGUGCCUCCGCAACGAGGCGAUGCCGUUGCCCCAAAGGCAGUAUCACGCCGGAGAAUUCUACAAGCGCUCGCUGCGGCUAAUCUCGGCUGAGGCUCUGGACACGGCGUCGAUUCCCGUGGUCCAGCUGCUACUGCUACGGGCCCUGUAUCUCUAUUUUGCGGGUCGGGCCGACCGCUGCUGGCUCAUGCCAGGGGCGGCGGUCCGUGUAGCCAUCGGGCUUGGCCUUCAUCUUGCACCCAGGCGGCCCCUCAAUCAGCUGGACCGUGAGAUGCGCCGCAGGGUGUGGUAUGCCGGCUGUCUUUCACUGGAUCAGUAUGGAUUCUAG
Messenger RNA from Thermothielavioides terrestris NRRL 8126, 531 nucleotides. RefSeq lists its product as uncharacterized. The transcript has a single exon. The record is from RefSeq and is a predicted model, not a curated record. Gene Ontology annotation, molecular function: zinc ion binding; DNA binding. Gene Ontology annotation, biological process: DNA-templated transcription. Lineage: Eukaryota; Fungi; Ascomycota; Sordariomycetes; Sordariales; Chaetomiaceae. Bases 1 to 531 code for a protein of 176 amino acids.